CGGUCUCCCGACUUCCUUCUGCGCGCCUCACAAACCGGGGGAAGUUAAUCACUCCGCUGCCAGCGGCAUCUCGCACUGGGCAUGCUCAGUGGCGAGUGGUAGCCUUGGGCGCCGGGUUUGUGUCGGCGGCCGCCUCGGCUGGGCUUCCCGGAGCGCGGGCUGGGCGCAGCGGCCCCUGAGCCGGGAGCGAGACCCGCCCCGCGGUCCCCACCCGGCCGCCGGGCCCGCGAGAGCCGCGUCGUUCCGGAACCCGGGAGACCCAACUUCGCGCCAAGUUCGAAGCCGCCUUCGGGGGAGCCAUGCAAAUGAUGACCAAAGACAUUUUGUUAGACAUGGAGCUGGAGGAGGACGACGACGAGGAUGGAGAUAUCGGUGAUGUUCCCGCCUCCAACAGGCCUUUACUGAGAACUCAGACUCUCCCAUCCGGUCUGGUGUUGGAAAACCUUAAUCAGAUGAAUGUCUCCAGUUUUGGAAGCCUGGGAAGUCAGCAUGAUUUUCGAUCCCCGGAGUUUGAAGACUUUAAUGGAAAAUCUGACUCACUCUUUUUUAAUGAUGGCCAGCGAAGAAUUGACUUUGUAUUAGUGUAUGAAGAUGAAAGUAAAAAAGAGAACAGUAAAAAAGGUUCAAAUGAGAAACAAAGGAGAAAAAGAAGAGCAUAUGAAUCUAACCUCAUCCAAGAUGGCCUGCAGCUAGAAGCAACGAGAUCCGUCUUGGAUGACAGGCUUGUAUUUCUAAAGGUACAUGCCCCGUGGGAGGUGCUAUGUACAUAUGCUGAGAUAAUGCACAUCAAACUGCCUCUGAAACCCAGCGAUCUGAAAACCCGGUCUUCAGCUUUCGGGAAUUUCAACUGGUUUACGAAAGUCCUCCAAGUGGAUGAAAGUAUCAUCAAGCCAGAGCAAGAGUUUUUCACUGCCCCAUUUGAGAAGAACCGGAUGAACGAUUUUUAUAUUCAUGAUAGAGAUACCUUCUUUAAUCCAGCCACCAGAAGCCGCAUUGUUUACUUCAUCCUCUCUCGGGUCAAGUAUCAAGUAAGCAACAACGUUAAGAAGUUUGGGAUUAACAGACUCGUAAGCUCGGGGAUCUACAAGGCAGCUUUCCCUCUCCAUGAUUGCAACUUCAGCCAGCCGUCGGAGGACCCCAGCUGCCCGAAUGAGCGGUAUCUUCUGUAUAGGGAAUGGGCUCAUCCUCGGAGCAUAUACAAAAAGCAGCCCUUGGAUCUUAUCAGGAAAUACUAUGGAGAGAAGAUCGGAAUCUAUUUUGCUUGGCUGGGAUUUUACACUCAGAUGCUCCUCCUGGCAGCAGUAGUAGGCGUGGCUUGCUUUCUCUAUGGCUUUGUUAAUCGAAAUAACUGCACGUGGAGCAAAGAAGUGUGUGAUCCUAAUAUUGGUGGCAAGAUCAUAAUGUGUCCUCAGUGUGAUUAUUGUCAAUUCUGGAAACUCAAUAUUACUUGCGAGUCCUCACAGAAAUUGUGCAUCUUUGACAGUUUUGGAACCUUAGUCUUUGCAGUAUUUAUGGGGAUAUGGGUUACCUUGUUUUUGGAGUUUUGGAAGCGGCGCCAGGCAGAACUUGAGUAUGAAUGGGACACUGUUGAGUUACAGCAGGAAGAACAACCCCGGCCAGAAUACGAGGCACGGUGCACUCAUGUGGUGACAAAUGAGAUUACUCAGGAACAAGAGCGUGUUCCCUUUACUACGUGGGGGAAAUGUAUACGUGUAGUCCUGUGUACAAGUGCUGUCUUGUUCUGGAUCUUACUGAUCAUUGCCUCAGUUAUUGGGAUCAUUGUCUACAGACUCUCAGUGUUUGUUGUCUUUGCGAAAAUUCGCCCGAGCGGGAAUGGAACAGACCCGAUCCAGAAGUACCUGACUCCACACUUAGCCACGUCCAUCACCGCUUCCCUCAUCAGCUUUGUCAUCAUCAUGAUCCUGAACAUGAUCUAUGAAAAAGUGGCAAUCAUGAUUACUAAUUUUGAACUCCCAAGGACCCAGACUGAUUAUGAGAACAGCCUAACAAUGAAGAUGUUCUUAUUCCAGUUUGUCAACUACUAUUCUUCAUGUUUCUACAUCGCAUUCUUUAAGGGCAAAUUUGUCGGUCAUCCUGGAGAUCUAGUUUAUUACCUGGGAAAAUAUAGAAACGAAGAGUGUGACCCAGGUGGCUGUCUCCUUGAACUGACAACUCAGCUGACAAUAAUCAUGGGAGGAAAAGCAAUCUGGAAUAACAUACAAGAGGUGUUACUUCCCUGGUUGAAGAAUCUAUUUGGACGCUAUUGCACAGUUUCGAGCUCAGAAAAGAUAACCCCACGAUGGGAGCAGGACUACCAUCUGCAACUCAUGGGCAGGCUGGGAUUAUUUUAUGAAUAUCUUGAAAUGAUUAUUCAGUUUGGGUUUGUCACCUUAUUUGUGGCCUCUUUUCCACUGGCCCCUCUGUUGGCUCUGGUGAACAAUAUAUUGGAAAUAAGAGUGGACGCGUGGAAAAUGACUACCCAGUAUAGACGCAUGGUGCCAGAGAAAGCCCAGGACAUCGGAGCGUGGCAGCCCAUCAUGCAAGGAAUAGCGAUUCUGGCUGUGGUGACCAAUGCUAUGAUUAUUGCUUUCACAUCAGACAUGAUCCCCCGCCUGGUGUAUUACUGGUCCUUCUCUGUCCCUCCCUAUGGGAACCACACCCACUAUACCAUGGAGGGAUACAUCAACAACUCUCUCUCCUUCUUCAAUGUCUUGGACUUCAAAAACAGUGACUCUGAAAAUCCAUUCUCUGGGCAAAACCAUACCAUGUGCAGGUAUCGUGACUUCCGCUACCCUCCUGGACACCCGCAAGAGUAUAAACACAACAUCUACUAUUGGCAUGUGAUUGCUGCCAAGCUGGCUUUUAUCAUCGUCAUGGAGCAUAUCAUCUACUCUGUGAAAUUUUUCCUUUCGUAUGCAAUUCCGGACGUAUCGAAAAGCACACAGAGUAAAAUCAAGAGAGAAAAAUACCUAACCCAAAAGCUUCUUCAUGAGAAUCACCUCAAAGAUAUGACCAAAAAUAUGGGGGCCAUAGCUGAGAGCAUAAUAGGAGUCGUAGAUAACAAUUUACGACCAAAAUUAGAAUAAGAGCUUUAUGUUCUGAGAAGCACUUUAAAGAACUUUGCUCUGUCAAAAAAUACUAUGAAUCUCUAAUGAAAAUGCUUAAAAACCACACUUCUAAAGCAGAACGGAUUCUUUUUCUUCUCUGAUGAUUUUUAAGGAGUGUUUCAUUUUUUCACUUUGCCAACUCUCUUCCAGAGUUAUCUUUCCCUUCCAGUGCCAUCAUUAAAGACGACAUGGUAGCUUUUACAUGAUUAAAAAGCCGCUAACGUGGAAUUCAGCUAGAAUGCUGUUUUAAGUGGCAAGGAGACUCGAAUUCAUGCUAUGUAUGUGUAUUACCACAUCCCUACAGAAAAGGAAACCUCAGUUAACAGGAAACACUGGCUCCUUUUUGGCCUGUCUUUCCAUCUCAGAGAAACACUCUGAAUAGAGUGGAAUGAAGAUAGCGAGUCUCUGAAGCACAUUUGUGCUAAUCCACAGUGACACCUUGUAGCUUCCAGGAGCAGUCCUAGAAUGUUCUGUGCCUAAUCAAUGCUGACUGCUUCGCAACUCUGAAGGGAAUAAGAUGACAAAAGCCGGGAAAAUUACAGAUUCAAUAGAAUUGUAACUCCCAUUGAUCAGGAUAAUUAAAUUACCUCUUGUAAAGAUGUAUAGUUUCUUGAAAAAGAAAUGAAAUCAAGUAAUUAAAAUUACAUUUCUAUCAACAUAAUGGUCUGAAAAAGAUAAGCCUAUCAAUUCCCCACCAGUUGCCCCUUAAUCCAUAGCUAAAGUAUGUACAGUAUUACAGAUCAAGCACCACCGCGCAUGGCCCUCUGCACAGCCGUGCUGACGUGAUGGUUAAGAGAAUACCAGGUCUCCUAACCAUCGUCCCUGUAGAGGGGGGCACCUUUCGGCAGGGACUCGGCGUGUCCUUGCAAUCAGCAUCCCGAAGCAUCUGCCCUAGCUAGCUCCACUGUGCCCUCCAUUCUCCUAGUCCCGACCCAGUAACUUGUUUGCAAUUGAAUGUUUGCACCAGGGGAGCAUUUGUGGGGAGGGAGGAGAAAGACAGGAGUAGAUCCAUAUUAUUCCCAGACUCCAAAUCUGACUUGCGCUUCCAGCCUCCCUAAGCCCAGUCAGGCAUCUAGGGUAAAGAAAAAAUGGUCUCAAACCGUGCCAUCAGCUGGAUGCACCUUCCUGCUGAACUCCUGACUGUGCCUCUCUUGCUCUUGAUUUGCUCAGCUGAGCAGCCUUUACAGUGCUUUACUGCCUUUCAGGUGCUAGGCCCUCCGGUAAACUCUGGAGACGGCGUGGGGCCCUCACUCCUCUCCCUUGACUGGUGGCCGGGGAGGGUGCAGGAGAGGGUGUCUGGCACUGGGUUUUUGCUGGACGGGCCGCCACCCACUGGGGUGCUGCUAAAUGCCCAAGUGCCAUAGGAGCCAAGCUGCUCAGAAUCCCAGCAGCAAAAGAAAAGGCAACAUGUUUUAGUGUUUAAGGCUUGUUAUAGUAGAGUAGUCUAACUCCAGUAUUUAUAUGCGAUUCAUCAAAGCAGUUUCUGUACUUUUGAAUUGUCCCAAUGGAGCAAGGACAACAUUUCACUAAUGUUCUUGAUAAUGUUGACGAUGCAAUCAGGCCAGUGCUCGCGGCAGGCUCUCUGAGGUCUGGCUGCGUGGGGAGUGAGAAACGAAUUUGUUCCCCGGGCGACCGUUUCUCAUUCCACACAGCCUGGGCGCAGGUGCCGCCGUUCCAGUCCCCGCUCACCUGUGAUGCGGCUUCCUCUCCAAUUACCUCUGCUCUUCUCCGAACUCUAUCACUGUCUCCUAGUAUUGGAUUUGGCAACUGCUCGUUGUGGAUGGAAGCAUGGAAAAGGAAGUGUUUUUGCCUUAUCUCCUUGUAUAUAAAACUUUAAAAGAAUUGUGCACUUCUGUUUUCAUAAACCAUCUUCCGUACAUUGUCUUCAUGGUCUAAAAUGAACUUCGGUGGACAGGAGGGAAGAAACCCACACUUCUCAAGGCAGCAGAUGAGAUGUAUGACACUGCCUGUGUUCCCCGAACGGCCACGCGGCAGUGGGGGCCCAGGGCGGGCCAAGACCCGACCCUGGGCGGGCCAGCCUAGUGCUGACUUGGCGGCGGUGAAAGCGUGGG
Molecule: messenger RNA, 5179 nt
Organism: Pteronotus mesoamericanus
Lineage: Eukaryota; Metazoa; Chordata; Mammalia; Chiroptera; Mormoopidae
Gene: ANO6
Product: anoctamin 6
Exons: 21
Coding region: 300-3086 (928 amino acids)
Biological process (GO): calcium activated phosphatidylserine scrambling; calcium activated phosphatidylcholine scrambling; chloride transmembrane transport
Cellular component (GO): plasma membrane
Molecular function (GO): chloride channel activity; protein dimerization activity
Source: RefSeq, a predicted model, not a curated record